Rhododendron vialii is the source of this 1728-nucleotide messenger RNA. Its product is annotated as polyadenylate-binding protein-interacting protein 11-like. The transcript is spliced from 11 exons. Bases 338 to 1426 code for a protein of 362 amino acids. The record is from RefSeq and is a predicted model, not a curated record. NCBI's taxonomy places the organism in Eukaryota, Viridiplantae, Streptophyta, Magnoliopsida, Ericales, Ericaceae. Gene Ontology annotation, molecular function: RNA binding.
GGUCCGUUGACGAGUCUUUUACUGUUCAUCAGUUUGGGACGCUGUGAGGAGGGUCCAAAAAGGUGUGUGGCGAAAACGGACGAUCCCAAGCACAAUUUCUCUCUCUCUCUCUCUCUCUCUCUAGAAAACCUCAUCAUUUUCUCUCUCUAUGUAUAUAUUCUAUAUUUCUGUAUCAGCUGAAUCACUAAAAUAAGGAGAGUAGAGAAAACAACUAUUCUCUCUUCUGGUUUUCCUGUGAUCCUCGAGCUAUGUUAUUUUCGUCUUUGAUCUAUGGAUAAAGACUAAUCUGGACUAGAAUCGGGGGCGGAAAAUUAUCUUCUUUUUUUUCGGUCCGACCAUGGCUGUAGUUGAGAAUGCUGGGAUCAACGGCGUCCCGUCAAAUCGGACUGACUCACACGCGCCGACUGACGCUGAUCAAUCCAAGUCAAAUCACAGCAACGGCAACCCUAUUUCGAGGUCAAACGAUCAGAGUUUCCACGUGAUCGUUCACCAGCAGCCGCCGAUGACGACCACUGCUCAGGCUAACGGGACUGUUAAUCAUAACGGCGGAUACGUGGUACAGGAUAAUCAUCAGAUGGUCAGAAAUGGAGUUGAUGAGGAGCGCGAGAUGAGGGAUUUGGAGGAAAUGUUGUCCAAGUUGAACCCUAUGGCUGAAGAAUUUGUUCCGCCGUCACUUGCGAGCCACAGACUAGUGCCGCUGUCUCCCGGCCACUUUGGUUAUACUAACGGUUUUGACAGUUUUGUGAUACAAAAUAAUCCUGGCAUUGCCAACGGAAAUAUUGCUAGACGGAAGGGUAAUUAUAGUAAUGGGAAGAAGAGGAUGAAUAGCCGUACCAGUCUGGCACAGCAGGAGGAGGUAAUUAGAAGGACUGUGUAUGUAUCUGACAUCGAUCAUCAGGUUACCGAAGAACAACUUGCAGCACUCUUUGUCCAUUGUGGGCAGGUGGUUGACUGUCGCGUAUGUGGUGAUCCUAAUUCUGUUCUCCGUUUUGCUUUUAUUGAGUUUACUGAUGAGGAAGGUGCAAGGAAUGCUUUGAGUCUGGCGGGGACUAUGCUUGGAUAUUACCCAGUCCGGGUGCUGCCUUCAAAGACUGCAAUUGCACCAGUCAAUCCAACGUUUUUGCCACGGUCUGAAGAUGAACGAGAGAUGUGUGCAAGGACAAUCUAUUGCACAAACAUUGAUAAGAAGGUUACUCAAGCAGAUGUCAAACUCUUUUUUGAAUCCAUCUGUGGAGAGGUUCAGCGCUUGAGGUUGCUUGGAGACUAUCAUCAUUCAACUCGUAUUGCUUUUGUUGAGUUUGUAAUGGCUGAGAGUGCAAUUGCUGCUCUGAACUGUAGUGGUGUGGUUUUGGGAUCACUGCCAAUAAGGGUAAGCCCAUCAAAGACACCUGUUCGGCCCCGUGCUCCUCGCUCACCGAUGCACUGAGUUUAUUUCUUCUAAUCUGAUCUGCUGAUUAGUACAUCUACUUAUACAUAUAUAUAGAUACGCAGAGACGCAAGGUCCAAUCUUGUGUCGUUUGAGUUAUGUUCAUUGGGUCUUUGGCGUGCCUUGUUCGACGGUAUCUCUCACCUAUAGAGGGUUCUAUCGUGCCUUGUCUAUUGGCGUGUUAAAGUUCGACGGAAUUCUGAGGGUAAGUUGACUUAACUUAUGUUGCAAAUUAUGUGAAUUUCUGUAAUCUGUCCGAUGUUUUUAACUCGUGAAGUUCUUUGAAGAACCUCAUUUUUCAA